Molecule: messenger RNA, 1545 nt
Organism: Gracilinanus agilis (Agile Gracile Mouse Opossum)
Lineage: Eukaryota; Metazoa; Chordata; Mammalia; Didelphimorphia; Didelphidae
Product: phosphatidylinositol 4-kinase type 2-beta-like
Exons: 1
Coding region: 1-1545 (514 amino acids)
Biological process (GO): Golgi organization; endosome organization; phosphatidylinositol phosphate biosynthetic process
Cellular component (GO): lysosomal membrane; plasma membrane; endosome
Molecular function (GO): 1-phosphatidylinositol 4-kinase activity
Source: RefSeq, a predicted model, not a curated record
AUGCCCAGACAGGAGCAGUCCCCUCCCGUGAGCCCCGUAAGCUGCUUGGUCCAGAGAUUCACGGAAGAGGUGGCCAUGGAGGCAGCCGAGGCGUGGGGGCCAGAGGGAGCCACCAGGGGACUGGACCAGCAACAGGACCAGGAACAGGAACAGGAACUGCUGCUGCCUAAAGACUGCUGGGUCUCGCCCGGCAGAGCUGUGAGAGUCUUCCAGAAACCGGAGGGAGAAGAAGACAGCGGUAGCGGAGAACCUCCAGGGAACGAAGAGACCUUGUCCGACAGGGUCAAGCCAGAAGAGCAGUUCCUGAUCCAGUCAGUGGUCCGGGAAGCUCAGUCCUGCAUCAGCCAACGCUUCCUCUCUUCAUUAGGUGGAAGUAGUACAGAGUGGAGCUCGACCAUGGAGGAUUCCGAAUUUUCCCAUCUAAUACAGAGAGCUCUACGAGCAAUAGAUUGUGGAGUUCUCCCAGAAAGAAUCUCUCAGGGUUCGAGUGGGAGUUAUUUUGUCAAGAGUCUCGAGGGGGAAAUUAUUGGUGUGUUUAAGCCAAAAUCUGAAGAGCCUUAUAGUCAACUAAAUCCAAAAUGGCCCAAACAUUUUCAAAAGGUCUGCUGCCCUUGCUGUUUUGGCAGAGGUUGCCUCGUUCCUAAUCAAGGCUACCUCUCUGAGGCUGGUGCCUAUCUUGUAGAUAAAAAGCUGCGUUUGGGAAUUGUACCUAAAACGAAGGUGGUCUACCUCGUGAGUGCAACAUUUAACUACAGUGCAUUAGACCGUGCAAAAUUCCGAGGCAAAAAAUAUACUCUACAAAAAAUCCCAAUAGUGGGCAAAAAAUUCCAUCGAAUCAGACUGCCUCCCAAGGUGGGCUCCUUUCAGAUGUUUGUUGAAGGUUAUAAGGAAGCUGAUUAUUGGCUCAGGAAAUUUGAAGCUGAUCCUUUACCUGAGAAUAUUAGAAAACAGCUUCAGUCACAGUUUGAGAGAUUAGUUGCCUUGGAUUACAUCAUCAGAAAUACUGACAGGGGAAAUGAUAACUGGUUAGUCCGGUAUGUAGACCAGAGUGCUGGGAGUAAAAUUUCCUAUCAGGAAACAGAUUCUAGUGUUUCUAGUGAAGAACCUCUUAUUAAAAUUGCUGCAAUUGAUAAUGGUCUAGCAUUUCCUUUUAAACAUCCUGAUGAAUGGAGAGCAUAUCCUUUUCAUUGGGCCUGGCUCCCUCAAGCAAAAGUUCCUUUUUCUGAAGAAACUAAAUCAUUAAUUCUCCCACGUGUCUCUGAUAUGAACUUCGUACAAGAUUUAUGUGAAGAUCUUUAUGAACUUUUUAAGAUUGAUAAAGGAUUCGACAAGACCGUUUUUGAAAAUCAGAUGUCUGUAAUGAGAGGCCAGAUUUUAAACCUUACUCAAGCAUUAAGAGAUGGAAAGAGUCCUCUUCAGCUAGUACAAAUGCUGUGUAUGGUUGUCGAAAGAAGGAAGUCUGGGAAUCAAAACCGGUUUGUCCAUCUGAACAAUUCAUUCACACAGACUGUGCAUUUCAGGAAGCCUUUCUUUUCUUCCUGGUAG